Propithecus coquereli (Coquerel's sifaka) is the source of this 524-nucleotide messenger RNA. It is a transcript of the gene MRPL36, whose product is annotated as mitochondrial ribosomal protein L36. NCBI's taxonomy places the organism in Eukaryota, Metazoa, Chordata, Mammalia, Primates, Indriidae. Gene Ontology annotation, cellular component: mitochondrial large ribosomal subunit; ribosome. Gene Ontology annotation, biological process: ribosome biogenesis; translation. Bases 50 to 340 code for a protein of 96 amino acids. Gene Ontology annotation, molecular function: structural constituent of ribosome. The transcript is spliced from 2 exons. The record is from RefSeq and is a predicted model, not a curated record.
CGGCGCUGCGCAGCCAGCCGGGAACCUUCUUGCCAGGCCAGGCCGCGGCAUGGUGACCCUCCUCUUGCGGGCGGCGGCGGCGGCCGUGCUCCCCCUGCUCCGGCCCGGGCCCCGCGCCGCGUUCCCGCCGGCCUUCUCCUCGCUCCUGGCCGGGGCCCCCCGGGGCGCGCUGCGGCCCCCGCUCUGGGCCGGCCCCGCGUCCUGCCUGCAGCCUGCGCUGGGCUUCAAGACCAAGGGCGUGCUCCGGAAGCGCUGCAAGGACUGCUACCUGGUGAAGAGGCGGGGCCGGUGGUUCAUCUACUGCAAGACCCACCCCAGGCACAAGCAGAGGCAGAUGUAGCCCCCGCAGAGUGACGCGCAGACUGUCGCCGCGUCCUUGCCUUGGGAAGUGGCUUCACGGAUCCAGAGAAUUGCGACGCCAGAGACAGGAGGAUGCGACUCGUAGCAGGCGCCCUCAGUGUUACCCACUACUCUUUUCGGCUCUGAUAUGUCUUCAUGAUUCGUUUACCAUUAAAGAGGUUUUU